AUGGCAAGGAGAAAAGGUCGUACAUUUGAAGGAUGUUGGACAUGUAGAUCGAGAAAAGUCAAAUGUGAUUUAACCAAACCUCAAUGUAAUCGAUGUUUAAAAUCAAAUCGAAUAUGUCAAGGUUAUGAAAUUAGAUUAGGAUGGUGUCAACCAAUGAUAUAUGAUCAUAAUGAUACUACCAAUAAUGAUACUUUUAAAUUUUUAAAUAAUGAAGAAUUUGAAAAAGAUUUAGAUAAUUUUCAACGACGAAAUGUUGAAUUAGUGAAAUAUCCUAAACAUAUGAAAUAUGAAACUUAUGAACAAUUAAAUUAUAUUUUGAAUCAAUUUGAUAAUCUAGAAAUGAUGAACCAUGAUAAUAUGAGUAAGAAUGAAGAUAAAGAUAGUGAAAAUGAAAAGGAAUUUACUAUUGGACCAUUUAAAUGUAUCAAAUGGAAGAAUAUAAAUACAAUGAAUUUCAAAAAAACUUCUAAUAAAAUUAUGAAAACCCCACAGAAAUCCCAACCUUUAAUUAAACCCCAGAAUGAAAGUGUUACCCUGAAUAAAUCUAGGAUAAAAACAAAGACAAAACAUUCAACUAACACAAUUAAUGAUACCAAAAUAUCUAAUCUUAAGAGUAAUAAAAUAACUAAUGGUAAUAUUAAUGUUUAUUCAGAUUUAUUAAAUUUUGCCAAAUUAACUAUUGUUGGUAUAAAAGGUCCUAAAUAUAAUAUAACUGAUCAAACCAUUUAUCAUAUAUUUGAACCAGAAUUUUUCCCUAAUGUUGAUUCUGAUGAUGAUUGGUUAAUUGAUAUUAAUGAAUAUCUUGAUCAAUUGUUCCAACAACAACAGAAAAACCUACCAAAUUUAUCUAACGGUAAUGAUGGUUGCAGCGGCGGAUUGAUAAUAACUCCAUUAUUACAAAAAUUAUUAAAUAAUUUUAUUAAUCAAAGUAAUGAAAUUUUGAAUUUUAAUCGAAUGGGAUUUCAAUUUAAUUAUAUUGAUAUUUUUAUAAUACCAUUUAUACAACGAAUUUUUGGAGAAUUGAUUUGUUGGGAUUUCAAUGAUAUUAAAUCUACUCAAUUAAAUAAAUCUUUAUUAAUAUCACAACAUGGGUCAACUGAUGAUAACCCCAAUGAUUCAGAAGAAGAAGAAGAACAAGAAGAACAAGAUGAUGAUGAUGAUGAGAUAGGGGAUAAGAAUAUUAUUAAUAUCGAUGUUAUUUUCCGAAAUAUUAAAUUAAUUAUUGUUUAUUUAGUUUUAUCAUUAUCUUCAUUUCAAUUAUCAACACCAAUAAAUAAUCGAUUUAAUUUGGAUGAUUAUUUAUUAUUAAGUAUUCAUUUACGGAAAUUAGCUAUGAAAAUGUUGAAUUAUCAUCUUGAUGAAUCCGAUACAAUAAUAGAACAACUUGAACAAGAACAAGAAAAAGAAGAACAACUGCAAAAUACACGUUGGAGAAGGAAUUAUAAUUUAGUGAAUGAUUAUUCUUGUUAUAUAUUAUUAGCAUUAAUAUUACAAAUUGAAAUUGAUACAUAUUUAUCAAUAUUUGAAAAUUAUGAAUUGAUUUAUGCCAUUGGUGAUUUUAUAAUUGAAAAAACUAAUCCUAAAUCAAAAAGCAGUAGUACUACCACCAGCAACACCACCACCCCCAAAAAGAAGAAGAAAUUGAGUCCAUUAUUGAAAUUAUUAAUUAAUAUAUUUAAAAUUAAAUAUAUUUUUUAUGAAAGUACUCAUUCGAUAAAUUUAUUUAAUUAUCAAAUAAAUCAACAAGAUGAAGAAAUCAAUUAUCGAGAUUUGAAUGAAAAUUAUGAUUUAAUAAGUACUUCAAGUUUAAGUGAUAAUGAAAAUGAGGAGGAGGAAGAAGAAGAAGAAGAGGAGGAAGAGGAGGAAGAAGAAGAAGAUAAACGACAGAUUAAACCGACAAUAAAGAAUCUAAUUAUAUCUAAUGAUUCAAUAACUACAUCAUAUGAACCAAUGUCAUAUACUAUUAGUUUUAAUAAAGAUAAUUCCAAUAGUUUGAACAAUGCAAAAACCAAGAAACAACAACAAAAAACCGACAAGACUAUUAAAACUGGAAAAGAAAACACCACCAUCACUACCACUACUACUGUUGUUGGUGGUGGUAGUGGUGGCGGUAAAAAAUUUAUACCAGAUGAUAAUUUCACUAAUGAAUUGGAUAUUAAUUAUAUUUAUUUAAUGUAUGGCAUACCUAAAUCAUUAAUUGAUUUAUUUUAUGAAAUUAUUCAUUUAACUAAUCAUAAAAACAUUUUCCAUCGUCGUAAAGUAUUCCCAAGAAAUUUCCCGAAAAUUUGUGCUGAAUUUGAAGAUAGAUUAAUUAAUUGGUCAAUUGAUAAUGAUCUGAAUUGGCAAUUAAUAUAUACUCCCAUCACCAUCACCACCACCACUAAUAAUGAUGGGUCAUUUUUGGAAUUAUUACGAUUGAAUAUUAUAUCAUUUCAUCAAAGUUUAAUAAUUUAUUAUAAUCAAUUAUUGAAAAAAAAUUGUAAAUUAAAAGAUUAUCAAGAUUUAAUAGAAGAUAAUUUAAACAAUUUUCAAAAACUAUUAUCUCAUCAUAAACAACAACUGAAGCAGAAGCAGAAGCAGAAGCAGAAACUUUUCUUUAAACCUUUGAUAUGGAUAUUAUUUAUAAUUGGAUCAAGUACAAUUAAUCCAUCAAUUCAAAAUCAAAUUAAAUCAAUUUGGCAAUCAAUUGAAAAUGAUUAUAAAUUUGGUGUAGCUAAUUAUUGGCGAUGUAAACAAAUAUUAUAUGAAAUUUGGAAUCAACGAGAAAUUAAUAAUGAUAAUAAUAAUAAUAAUCAUAACAAUAAUAAAUCUAUAAUAGGUAAUUUAGGAAAUCAAACCAAUAACAAGAAUGAUACUGAGGGUGAUGAAAAUUUAGGGUUUAUGAAUAUGAUUAGAGAAUAUGGAAUUGUGUUAAAUUUAGGAUAA
Candida albicans SC5314 is the source of this 2925-nucleotide messenger RNA. RefSeq names its product Arg83p (gene ARG83). Bases 1 to 2925 code for a protein of 974 amino acids. Gene Ontology annotation, biological process: regulation of DNA-templated transcription. The record is from RefSeq and is a predicted model, not a curated record. Gene Ontology annotation, molecular function: zinc ion binding; DNA-binding transcription factor activity, RNA polymerase II-specific. The transcript has a single exon. NCBI's taxonomy places the organism in Eukaryota, Fungi, Ascomycota, Pichiomycetes, Serinales, Debaryomycetaceae.